Messenger RNA from Ziziphus jujuba (common jujube), 2047 nucleotides. RefSeq names its product pollen-specific protein-like At4g18596. Lineage: Eukaryota; Viridiplantae; Streptophyta; Magnoliopsida; Rosales; Rhamnaceae. The transcript has 2 exons. The record is from RefSeq and is a predicted model, not a curated record. The coding region runs from base 1194 to 1697 and encodes 167 amino acids.
UCCAUAGCUUAGCUAUCAACAUGGUGUCUUCUGGUUUUCAUCCAUAACCAGACCAGAAUUGCCUGCUGGUAUGGUUUUUUUUUCUGCAUUAUUUAUAUUAGCUUGAUAUGUUUUGUUCUAUAGGAGAUUUUUUGUUUUCUUGAUAAUUAUUGUUAUAUAGGUUAUGAUGCAUGAAAAAGAAGCAUAUACAAACACAGCCUCAUUCAGUCUGCAGAUUGAUCCUUAAAGAUGACCUUUUUUCCCCCUCUAGCCAAGAAUUGGUGACGGUGUGUCAAAAAUUUAUGCUCAAGUUGGACAGUUCUUACACUUCCAUCUAUGCAUUGGGGGUGUCCUCCAAUGCAUGGUUGUCUAUCUGCUAGAACAAUUAAGUUGCAUGACUCGAGACGAACAGUGUUUUCUCUUUUUCUUUUUUCUUUUUUUCCUUUUUUUUCUCUAUAAAUUUGGUCUGAAAUUAUUAUUAUUAUUAUUUAUAUGGAAGUCGAGUUAAUGGUUUUUGAAAAUGCACGUGAUCAAACAACUUGACAUUCCCUUUUCUUUAUCAGUCUAUAUCCAGAGGGAUCCACAAAAUGUUUGCAAUAAAUUUCACCAAACAAAACGUCAUAAAUUGGAUUUAAUUCUUUCAUGAAAAAUUGAAUGCCUUUUAGGUAAUUUGCCUUGGCUUGCCUCCCCUUGCUAUCAAGUUCCUUACAUAACACAUAUAUAAAAGCCAGAGUUGAACAAGUCUAUCAAACCCACAUUUUUGUAAAGAAAUGAGUUUCUAUUAUAGGAUCUCUCAGAAAAACCAGUUCUAAACAUUAACAUCCCUUAGAUUUCCCAAAAACAAUCUCUUUUUUUCUUUUUUGUUCUUGUUUUUUAAAAAAAUAUAUUUUUUUUCACUCUUCUCUCUCCUAGGCAUCAAUUUCCACAUCUUGACAAAGGAAGUUCACAUGUCUUUGUUUGUUUUGUAAGAGAUAAGUAUCCUCUACUGCAUUUUUUUUUUUUUUUUUGGCUUACAGUUGUUUUCUCCACUAGCUACUAUACUGCCUUUUGUUAUCCACAUAGAAAGCUAAAAGCUAAUCUUCAAACUAUAGAGCUCUGUGAUUAUAAUGCUCUGAAACCUGUUUACAGAAGAAGAAGUAUAAGAAGAAACUACUACAUUUCAAAGAGAAGGCCUGGGUGGAAGUUAGUUUUCCACUUCUUUCUGAAACUUCUCCAUGAAUUCACUCAUUCUCUUUACUAUUUUGUGUUUGGUUUUCAAGUCAGUAGUUUUAGAGGUUUUGGCAGCAAAAAGAAUCAGCUCUCAGAUCAUUGUGAUGGGUUUUGUUUAUUGUGAUAUUUGCUCCAACAACACCUUCACUAAGCACAGCUACUUUUUACCAGAUGCUGAAGUGAAAAUAGACUGUAAGUUCAAAGCAGUCUCACCAAGAACCACAGAACAGAUAUCAUUGUCAGUGAAUAGAACUACAAACAAAUUUGGAGUUUACAAGUUGGAAAUACCAUCUAUUGAGGGAAUUAAAUGUGCAGAAGAUUCAGCAAUAGUCUCUUCGUGCCAGGCAAGCUUAAUUAGGAGUUCAUCUUCUUCUUGCAAUAUUCCUGGUUACAAAGCCACAUCAGAUGAAAUAGCUAUCAAAUCAAAAAGAGCCAAUCUCUGCUUUUACAGCUUAACCGCUUUGAAUUUCAGACCAUCAACGAAAAAAAGUAGUUUCUGUGGAAAAUAAAAAAGCUAAAACUUCUUAGCUACCAUACUGCCCCAUUUUCUUCUUCCUGUCAAGUACCAUGUUUUUCCACUUCAGUUUCUUUUCCUCUACUCUUCAAGUACCUCCCAACAUUCACAAUCCCAUUUCUUUUCUUUCCAUUAGCUUAUCCAGACAUAAUCCAAGAAACCCAAUAUCUUGGAUACCCUAUUCCUUCUAGCCCAUAAAUGGGAUUAUUGUGAUAUCUUCUUUGCUGUACUAAGUCUGUGGUUUUUGAGCUAUACUAAUAUUGUUCCAAAAUAUUUAAACAAAUAUGUACAGUUUGUGUACAAGAGGAUAUAAUUGAUUUACCACUCUACUCAGAUUACUUCCUU